UACAACUCUCAUUUACUUAACGACACUCUAAAGGUUUUUAUUUAGUAUAUUAGAUAUAGAUAAAUGAAUGAAUGAAUGAAUGAAUUCAUCAUAUGAAAACCGUUUAUUUUAUUUUAUUUUAUUUUAAUUUACAUUUUGUAGACAAUUUGAUAUUUCAACAUUCUACCCUGGAUAUGUAUACAUCAUCAGCUGCAUACAUCGAAUCAACUUUUAAUCCUUUCAGUAAAAAAGUCAAUUAAUCAAAUCUAUUUACAUGUCAACCAACUUCCAUACUCAAUGGAUUAAAGGAAGGUGUGUGAAACUUUAAUUUUGUGUACGCAUUUGUGGUAUACUCAACAGAAAUUUAAUUUUGGGGAAAUGAAGUGUUAUAUUUAAAGGGAUUGAACUGUAAUCAAUCCAUAAACUUGAAAGAGUUCAUAGGUAUAUGCCAACGUUUACUAUGAGUAAAUUCUUAACAACAUUGAAAUACUAUCUCAAGACAAUAGCCUUUGGUUCAUUGAUCUGUGGCUGUGCUUUAUAUGGGGUCAUAGCUUCUGUUAUUCUAAGACUUGUAAACAAAGGAGAGUAUGCUCAAUAUACAGUUGCAAGAGCAUUUUUAUACACAUUUUCUUGGGCAUUAGGUGUUAAAAUCACAGUGACAAAUGAAAAGUAUUUGCAAUCAAAUCCAGCUAUUUAUAUAUCCAAUCAUCAAUCCGCUUUAGAUAUCUUUUUGUUAGGUAAAAUCUUCCAACCAGGUUUUUCAGUUACAGCCAAGAGAUCCUUAAAGUUUGUUCCUAUCUUAGGAUGGUUCAUGUUGCUUUCAGGUACCUUCUUCUUAGAUAGAAGUAAGAGUGACAAAGCAAGAAAGGUUUUAGACUCUGCUUUAGCUUCAUUGAAAAAAGAUAAUCGUGCUUUAUUCAUGUUCCCAGAAGGUACAAGAUCACGUACUGAAAAAUUGGAAUUUCUUCCUUUCAAGAAGGGUGCUUUCCAUCUCGCCAAGCAAGCUGGAAUUCCUGUUGUUCCAAUAGUUAUUAGCAAUACCUCCAAUAUUUUUAACUCAAAGCGUAAGGUAUUUAACGAAGGUGAAAUUUUUGUUGAAGUCUUACCACCAGUAUCCACAGACGACUUAGAAACCAAUGAAGACGUGACUAAGCUUUGUAAUAAGGUAAAUGAAGAUAUGUUAAAAGUUUAUCAAAGAAUCGGUUAUUCUAAAGUCCGUGGUGGAAAGGCUGCUCCAUUAACUGAGCAAGGAAAUACGGUCAAAAAGACAGCAGUUAAAAAUGCGGAUGCUACAGCUAAAAUUGCUACAGUUAACGAUGCCACAGCAGAAGAACCAAUUGCAAAAGAUUCCGAAGACAACAUACAAGCUGUCGAAGUAUCCGCCGAAGAUACACCAUUAAUUGUAAAAGAUUAGAUUAGAAUAAAAAUAAACUAAUUAUAUAUAAUAAAUACUAAUGUGAAAUU
Messenger RNA from Scheffersomyces coipomensis, 1443 nucleotides. RefSeq names its product 1-acylglycerol-3-phosphate O-acyltransferase (gene SLC1). Gene Ontology annotation, biological process: phosphatidic acid biosynthetic process. The coding region runs from base 425 to 1393 and encodes 322 amino acids. The transcript has a single exon. Gene Ontology annotation, molecular function: 1-acylglycerol-3-phosphate O-acyltransferase activity. The record is from RefSeq and is a predicted model, not a curated record. NCBI's taxonomy places the organism in Eukaryota, Fungi, Ascomycota, Pichiomycetes, Serinales, Debaryomycetaceae. Gene Ontology annotation, cellular component: endoplasmic reticulum; membrane.